AUGGUUGAACCUUAUUUCCUUCAUCGUUUUAUAGUUUCUGAGUGUGAAACUCACAGGAGUUUUAUAUUCCCGAUCUCACAACUGCUAAUCGAAUAUUUCUCCAUUAUUUGCAUCUAUCUAUCUAUCUAUCUAUCUAUCUAUCUAUCUAUAUUGUUCGUAUCUAUCACAAACUGGUCGUAUCCAUCUAUCUAUCUGUCUAUCUCAAAUUGUUCGUAUCUAUCUAUCUAUCUCAGAUUAUUCGUAUCUAUCUAUCUCAAAUUGUUUGUAUCUAUCUAUCACUCUCUCUCUCUCUCUCUAUAUAUAUAUAUAUAUAUAUAUUUGUUUCUAUCUAUCUCAUAUUGUUUCUUAUCUAUCUAUCUAUCUAUCUAUCUAUCUCAGAUUGUUUCUUAUCUAUCUAUCUAUCUAUCUCAGAUUGUUUCUUAUCUAUCUAUCUAUCUAUCUCAGAUUGUUUCUUAUCUAUCUAUCUAUCUAUCUAUCUAUCUCAGAUUGUUUCUUAUCUAUCUAUCUAUCUAUCUAUCUCAGAUUGUUUCUUAUCUAUCUAUCUAUCUAUCUAUCUCAGAUUGUUUCUUAUCUAUCUAUCUAUCUAUCUAUCUCAGAUUGUUUCUUAUCUAUCUAUCUAUCUAUCUAUCUAUCUAUCUCAGAUUGUUUCUUAUCUAUCUAUCUAUCUAUCUAUCUAUCUAUCUCAGAUUGUUUCUUAUCUAUCUAUCUAUAUAUAUGUCUUCUUUUCCUUCCUUCCUAUCUAUCUAUCUAUUUUAUCUAUCACACUGUUCCUAUCUAACAAACUUUUCCUAUCUAUCUAUUACACUGUUUAAAUCUAUAUCUAUCUAUCUCAUUCUUUUUGAUAAUAUUCAUCUAUCUAUCUAUCUAUAUAUCUUAGUAUGCUCAUAUCUAUCUAUCUAUAUAUAUAUAUAUCUUAGUAUGCUCAUAUCUAUCUAUCUAUCUAUAUAUCUUUGUAUGCUCAUAUCUAUCUAUCUAUAUAUCUUAUUUCGUUUUCUAUCUAUCUAUCUGUCUGUCUGUCUAUCUAUCUAUUCACCUCAUCCUUUACAUUAUCUAUGUCUGUAUGUCUUUAUCUCUGUCUAUCUAUCUAUUCACCUCAUCCUUUAUAUUAUCUAUGUCUGUAUGUCUUUAUAUCUAUCUAUCUGUAUGUCCUUUAUCUUAUCUAUGUCUAUCUAUCUCUGUUCAUCUAUCUAA
Molecule: messenger RNA, 1191 nt
Organism: Acanthosepion pharaonis
Lineage: Eukaryota; Metazoa; Mollusca; Cephalopoda; Sepiida; Sepiidae
Source: the annotation of a GenBank genome assembly